UGGCAAAGCUUUGAUUCCCCAACCGAUACCAUCUUGUUCGGCCAGAGUCUCCGGAUCGGAGGUCCUACUAAGCUUGUGAGCAGGGCUUCCACGACGGAAAACGUUAACGGGGUGUAUAGYUUCGUAUUAGAGCCUAAAAGAUUGGCUUUGUAUUACAAGACCAUGCGUUACUGGUCAUCAUCCUUCACCGAAGUGAAUAACGCCAACGGGAAUUUGGUUAAUGCGACGUUAGAAAUUGCGGAAACGGAAUACGUGGAUAACUAUUUUAACUCGCUCCGCUGCCGUCUCUCCAACUCCGAUGUAGAACCUACUCUAGAUCUCGGCAUACUCCGAUACAACAGCACGCUAUCGUAUAUCCGGCUGGGCAUCGACGGGAAUUUAAGAUUGUACAGUUAUCGUCAAAACACCCGCGGAAACGCGUGGAGCUUGUUGUUCACUUUGUUCGACAGGGGGGUUAGCGAGACGGGGGAGGAAAUCGAAGACGAGUGCCAAUUGCCUGAUCGGUGCGGGAAGUUUGGGCUUUGUGAGAAGAGCCAGUGCGUUGGGUGCCCGUCGGCGGAGGGGGUGUUUGCGUGGAGCAACGAUUGCGUUGCGAAGUUGCCGGGAUGCGAGGCGAGUAGUUUUCGUUAUUACGAGCUCAAAGGGGUGGACCAUUUUACGGUGAAAUACAGUGCGGGGACGGGUCCGGUGAAUCGGAGCGAUUGUGAGAGCAAAUGCACGAAGGAUUGCAAGUGUUUGGGGUAUUUCUAUCACACAGAUGGAUCCAGAUGUUGGAUUGCUUACGAGCUGAAAACAUUGACGAGGGUUGGGAAGUCGAGUAGUAUGGCGUACAUCAAAACCCCCAUCCAAUAAUCGGGUUCCAGAAAAUGCAUGAGAAUAAGCAGGUUGAAGGUGAAGAAAUGCAGUUGUUUUGUUCUUCUUCACCCUUGAUUUCUUUGGGUGUUUAUUAAAUAAUGAAUUCCAUGUGAUAUCUUGAUUCGCAUGAAAUCAAAAUAGAAAA
Messenger RNA from Cynara cardunculus var. scolymus (artichoke), 1000 nucleotides. Its product is annotated as EP1-like glycoprotein 3. Lineage: Eukaryota; Viridiplantae; Streptophyta; Magnoliopsida; Asterales; Asteraceae. The transcript has a single exon. The record is from RefSeq and is a predicted model, not a curated record. The annotation marks the transcript as partial.